AUGAAUCUAGGUUCUAAUUUGAGAAGGACAGGAAAUGCAUCAACUUUGAGCAACAGCGACUCAGUAUGGGGAAAAGUAGUUCUUGAUGCUAAGAAAAGGGACUGCUUCCACAAUGCUGAUGAUGAUAAGGAGUUGGCUCAGGCUAUUGAGGAUGCCUUGCUUGAGCUUGAACUACUCGACGAAUUCGAGACCCCAUUUAAGAAACUCAGUCUAGGGAACAAGCCAGAGACAUGUGUUAUUUCCUCCAGACCUGAAGCUUUGAUUACUGCUGAGACGGGUACCAUGUUCCCUGAAAACAAUGGCUAUGUGGUUUGGGUUUCCUAUGCUUUGGGUCCCUAUUGGGGGUUUCAGCAAGGAUGGAUGAAGUGGCUGAGUGGGGUGAUAGAUAAUGCUUUAUACCCAGUUCUAUUUCUUGAUUCUCUGAAGUCAGGAAUCCCUGCAUUAGGUGGUGGCUUACCUAGAGUUGUUGCAACCUGGGGUCUGACAAUACUUCUCACUUAUUUGAACUAUAGGGGUUUAACCAUUGUGGGAGGGAUUGCUGUUUGUUUAGUGAUUUUCUCGAUCCUACCUUUUGUGGUUAUGGGGUUGUUGGCAAUUCCAUACUUAGAACCUUCAAGAUGGGCUGUGACAAACCUAAAUGAUGUUGACUGGAAUUUGUAUUUGAAUACUCUAUUUUGGAAUCUUAAUUAUUGGGACUCCAUAAGUACUCUUUCUGGAGAAGUGGAAAAUCCAAAGAAAACUCUUCCAAAAGCUUUGUUUUUUGCUAUAAUCCUAGUAGUUUUGAGUUACUUCUUUCCUCUUCUAAUUGGUACGGGUGCUGUUCCCGUCAACCGUGAGUUGUGGACUGAUGGGUACUUCUCAGAUAUUUAA
Molecule: messenger RNA, 870 nt
Organism: Gastrolobium bilobum
Lineage: Eukaryota; Viridiplantae; Streptophyta; Magnoliopsida; Fabales; Fabaceae
Product: probable polyamine transporter At1g31830
Exons: 3
Coding region: 1-870 (289 amino acids)
Biological process (GO): transmembrane transport
Cellular component (GO): membrane
Molecular function (GO): transmembrane transporter activity
Source: RefSeq, a predicted model, not a curated record